Messenger RNA from Conger conger (European conger), 2129 nucleotides. RefSeq names its product activator of 90 kDa heat shock protein ATPase homolog 1-like. The coding region runs from base 247 to 1260 and encodes 337 amino acids. Gene Ontology annotation, biological process: protein folding; positive regulation of ATP-dependent activity. Gene Ontology annotation, molecular function: ATPase activator activity; protein-folding chaperone binding. The transcript is spliced from 9 exons. The record is from RefSeq and is a predicted model, not a curated record. Gene Ontology annotation, cellular component: cytosol. Lineage: Eukaryota; Metazoa; Chordata; Actinopteri; Anguilliformes; Congridae.
AUUCCGUUUCCAGUAAUUUCUACGGUCGGAGUUAAAAAGCGACCGAGUAUUCUAGAAAAAGUAACGUUACAGGCAUAAGAAAGAACUGUGCUCGACAGAACACAGAUACAGUAUUGCGGUUGCAGACACUUUAACAUUUGCCACUCACUAAAAUGAUCUUUGCAUUUUAGUUGAGAACAUAGCUAGCACUAAAGUAGCAAGUAUAUUAGCAAGAUAUAUUACUGUUUUCCCCCGUCUGAACAAGAGAUGGCCAAGUGGGGAGAAGGGGACCCUCGCUGGAUUGUGGAGGAGAGAGCCGAUGCGACUAACGUCAAUAACUGGCAUUGGACGGAGAGGGAUGUGACACACUGGUCGUCGGACAAGCUGAAGGAGCUGCUCGUGGGGGUGCGCACGGAGAACGACGAGGGAAGCUGUGAGGUCACAGAGGUCAGCAAGCUGGAGGGAGAGGCCUCCAUCAACAACCGCAAAGGGAAGCUCAUCUUCUUCUACGAGUGGAGCAUCAAAGCCACGUGGACUGGAAAGUCGAAAACCGGAAUCAAAUAUAAAGGCAACAUAGAAGUUCCAAACUUUUCAGAUGAGAAUGACAUGGAGGAUUUGGAUAUAAGUGUGACGCUUGGCAAAGAUGAACCAGAAACGCCUCUUACAGGGCUCAUGAAAAAUGAAGGGGCAGAUAAAAUCCGGGCUGCACUGGGGAGCUAUGUGGGUUUCCUUAAAACAGAGUUUACCCAAGGCAUGAUCCUUCCCACGGCGAAUGGUUUGUGCAAGCAACAGUCAUCAGAAUCCAAGACCAAAGUGGACCAAACCCAGAUUGGCUCUGGUAGCUCAGCUCCUCCGCCCAGCUCUGGGGUAAAGAUACCUACCUGCAAGUUCAGCCUGAAGGAGACCUUCCUCACCUCCCCUGAGGAGCUCUACAGAGCCUUUGUCAACCAGGAGAUGGUGCAAGCAUUCACACAUGCACCAGCCAUGGUGGACCCACAGAAAGGGGGGAGAUUUCGCCUGUUGGACGGGAACAUCUUCGGAGAGUUUCAGGAGCUGGUACCUGAUCAAAAGAUUGUCAUGAAGUGGAGGUACAACACCUGGCCCUGUGAGCAUUAUUCCAUGAUCAUCCUGAACUUUCUGGACCAUGGAAACGAGACGGAGCUGAAGGUGGAGUGUGCAGGAGUGCCGGAGAGCGAGGAGGACCGCACUAAAUGGGGCUGGCGGCAGUACUACUUUGAGGCGAUCAAACAGACUUUUGGUUACGGAGCACGGCUCUGCUGAAGAUGCGCUCCAUGGUAUUAUUCCUCUUGUAUGACAAAAGAAUUUGAAAUCAUGCAAAAUGUGAAGAGAAAGGAAACGUCAUAAGUUCAUUGCUUUCAUUUGUAGAAGUUAUUAUUUUAGCACCUGCUGUAAAGCAAGUAUAAAUGAACGGUGCCUUUUUUAGGGACUACUGUACAACUCGGCGCAGUUGUUUGACAUGACAUGACAUGAAAUUAAGAAAGUGAAAAGGAAACUCUGAACCACUAAAUCAUUGUUUAUUUCUGAUGUAUGUAAAGAAAAGGUUUAUGCUUGCUUUGUUCGUUUGUACUUCUACACAUUGCUAUGAGUAAUUGUGAGUUUAUAAAACAACUGUUCUCUUUAAAUAUCACCUCACUGGUUCUAUAUGAAUGUCCAUCUUCUUAAGUACUGUGUUCAUAUCUGAUGUUGACCUUUAUGUUCGAAGCCAGAACUCAAACCCAGGUAUUAUGUCAACCUUCAGACAACUGCAAGACACUGCUGUUCCCUGUCCAAUUUAAAUCAUGUUCAUUUUAUUUGGUUCUUUGCAUUUGGAUGAGACUUGCUUUCCUUCUGGGAAAAUAACUAUGAAUCAGCCUACAACUGAAAACUGUUAAAUAAAAAGACUUCAGUAAGAAGCCAAAAAAUGUGUUGCUGUGAACAUAUUUCCUAUGCAGACUCCGUACUAUAGUUGUAGUGCAGAGGUCUCUCCUUUUGGAUUAUUACUAAAUGUGUACUUUUGAAGAAAUAAUAUAUGAUCUAUAAGAGCAUUGUCGACCAUGUUUUAAUUUAUUUAAAUAUUUCAACCUCUGUGGUAUUAUUUGUGACAUGAACCCUCAUGGAUUUCUUAUAAUAAAAAUCUUUCAUCCUCUUAA